CAGAGAUGGUGGAGGUGGAGACGUCUGGGUCGGAAUGCGUAUAGGAGGUUCGCGGUCCGGCGGCCCGUGGGGAUAUAGCUUGACUGCGUGCGGCAGAAGGGGUUUAGAGACCUCGUCUUGAAGCAAAAAAAGAAAAAAGACAUGUAAAUGGAUUGAUAGAUGGAUCCCUGAUGGGCCUACCCCAAAUCAAAUAAAUCAGAAUUUCUGAAAAUGAGGCCAGGUUUGGGAACCACUGCUCCACCCUGUGUUGGCAGAAAUCAACCUAAAUCCAGGGUUCCGGGCCCCUCUCUUGCUCAGCUCUGACUCCUGGCUCCUCCGGUGGAAGUCUCUGGACAGGGGACUGCACUGUCCUCCUCUCUCAGCAAGGGGGCUCCAGAGACUGCUUAGCCCAGGAGUCUGGCGGCCUCAGGAUUCGGCCAGUCCCUUGGUAAUGUCCAGGGCUCUAGGAGGAGAUGUCCUUGUGGCUGGAGGCCUCUGUGCCUGACAUUUCUUCUGACUCUGCAGUGGAGCUGUGGGAGCCACAUGUGCAAGAUGCAAGCGGCCAGGCACUGGGAGGCAGCACCUGCAUCCUUAGGGGGGAAGCUAGCAGGCCCCAGUCCACUGGGGGCACUUUGGGAGUGGGGCUGGAGGCAGCAGAGCCUGCAGCUCUGCUCCCCAGAGAGGAUGCCCUUCCAGAGUCCACAGAGUUCCAUCCACAAAAGCGAAAAAAGGGGCCAGCCCCCAAAAUGCUGGGGAACGAGCUGUGCAGUGUGUGUGGGGACAAGGCCUCUGGCUUCCACUACAAUGUGCUGAGCUGUGAGGGCUGCAAGGGAUUCUUCCGCCGCAGUGUCAUCAAAGGGGCACGCUAUGUCUGCCACAGCGGGGGCCACUGCCCCAUGGACACCUACAUGCGUCGCAAGUGCCAGGAGUGUCGCCUUCGCAAAUGCCGCCAAGCUGGCAUGCGGGAGGAAUGCGUCCUGUCAGAAGAACAGAUUCGCCUGAAGAAACUGAAGCGGCAAGAGGAGGAACAGGCUCAGACCACAUCAGUGCCCCCAAGCGCAUCCUCACCUCCCCCAGUCUUGCCCCAGCUCAGCCCGGAGCAACUGGGCAUGAUUGAGAAACUGGUGGCUGCCCAGCAACAGUGUAACAGACGCUCCUUUUCUGACUGGCUCCGAGUCACGCCUUGGCCCAUGGCACCCGAUCCCCAGAGCCGGGAGGCCCGUCAGCAGCGCUUUGCCCACUUCACUGAGCUGGCCAUCAUCUCUGUGCAGGAGAUCGUCGAUUUUGCCAAACAGCUGCCUGGCUUCCUGCAGCUCAGCCGGGAGGACCAGAUCGCCCUGCUGAAGACCUCUGCGAUUGAGGUGAUGCUUCUGGAGACAGCUCGGAGGUACAACCCUGGGAGCGAGAGUAUCACCUUCCUCAAGGAUUUCAGUUACAAUCGGGAAGACUUUGCCAAAGCAGGACUGCAGGUGGAGUUUAUCAACCCCAUCUUCGAGUUUUCCAGAGCCAUGAAUGAGCUGCAACUCAAUGAUGCUGAGUUCGCUUUGCUCAUUGCCAUCAGCAUCUUCUCUGCAGACCGGCCCAACGUACAGGACCAGCUCCAGGUAGAGAGGCUGCAACACACUUAUGUGGAGGCCCUGCAUGCCUACGUCUCCAUCCAUCACCCCCAUGACCGGCUGAUGUUCCCACGGAUGCUAAUGAAACUGGUGAGCCUCCGGACACUGAACAGUGUCCACUCAGAGCAAGUGUUUGCACUGCGCCUGCAGGACAAAAAGCUUCCCCCGCUGCUGUCUGAGAUCUGGGACGUGCACGAAUGACUGUUCUUCCUCCAUGUCUUCUGUUUUCUGGGCUGAAUGGCUGAGGCCCAGUGGUUGUUUUUCUAGAGGUGGGGCAGACUGAGAGGGGUAAACAUUCCUGGGAGCUGGGCAAAGUACAUCAUCAUGUGGCAUUAAAGGAGAGUCAAAAGGUUGGUAGUUUUGUGGCUGCUGGGCAGUGGGGGUCUUGCUAAAGCUGUGUUGCAUUUGAAGACUCUUCUGACCCAACCAAAUGGGUGAACCUGGGGGACACUUUGCACAAGGUUCUCCAGAGCCCAGCCCAUCCUGCCUCCACCACUUCCUGUUUUCUGCACAGGGCCCCUAGAGAAACUCUCCACUGUCACUGCAGCUUGGCCAUAAAUGCCUUGGGGCUGCCUCACUGACAGGUCUGGCAGUGUUUGUACAGGAAGACCAAAAUGAACACAGAAUGAGAGAAACCACUUCUGGAUUGCCGGUAGGGGCUCGGCAAUAGUGGAGUGAAGGCUGCGUCCUUUAGGAUCCGCUUCCAGACUCAGAAGAGGAGACUAGUCCCAAGUAACAGCUUUAGCAGCAAGGGGACUCCCUCUUACUAGCCGGUGCCACGAGGGUAAAUGAAAUGCUGAGGCUUAGAUGCCUCCUUCCCUUUUAAUGAUCCAAGUGGGGCUGUGAUGUCUUUCUGUCGGCGGGGGAGGAAGUUUGGAUGUUCAGAACUAAUGCCUCAGUCAUGGUGCGCGGGCGCACGUAUACCUCGCUUUUUUCGUUGGCAUCUGAAGAAGAGGGCACAACAAUCCCUCCUUUCGGCCCUUAGGCCCUGUGGGACAGGAAUAAAAAUCCCCUGAGGCCAGGGGUAGGCUGCCCUGUCUUGGGCCUCUCCGGAGGGUGGACUCCAUUUCCCAGCGGGCCCCGCGGCCUCGCUCACGCCCCCUUUCCAUGGAGCUCACCCUGUCUAGGUGAUACCGCGGUCGCGCCUUCUGGCCUCAAGUACCCGCGCUGCCCCAGAAUUGGAAGGUUCCACUGCUGGGGCUGCAGGCUUUCCUGCCCAGGCGGCUGGGCACUUCCAAGCCGCGUGCGGGGGGAGGGAGGGAGAUGAGGAGGACUGUCAGAAAGUCUUAGGGGCGGUUCAUGUUGAGAAGUCGCUUCCUGAUUUAUGCACAUUUCGUCGAAACGGGCGCUAUUGCCAUAUCAAAUUAAAAUCUGUUUGCGCAACCUAAA
Molecule: messenger RNA, 2984 nt
Organism: Manis javanica (Malayan pangolin)
Lineage: Eukaryota; Metazoa; Chordata; Mammalia; Pholidota; Manidae
Gene: NR1H3
Product: nuclear receptor subfamily 1 group H member 3
Biological process (GO): cell differentiation; positive regulation of transcription by RNA polymerase II; negative regulation of transcription by RNA polymerase II
Cellular component (GO): RNA polymerase II transcription regulator complex
Molecular function (GO): nuclear receptor activity; zinc ion binding; RNA polymerase II cis-regulatory region sequence-specific DNA binding
Source: RefSeq, a predicted model, not a curated record